AUGCAAUUACAAUUGCUUGGUACGCUGGCUUCCUCAGAAAAGAAAAAAUCACAGAGAUUUUUUUUCAAAAAUAACAAAUCUACAAAAAAUAAAGCUGGAAAAUCAAGCAUCAUGAGUUCAGAUACAAAUGUAAACAAAAGUGCCUCUCCAACUGCGACUGCAGAGGAACAGCCAGUAGAACCUGAUGGCACCCUUCCUGGCUCAGACAAUAACCAAGAAAAGAAAGUAAGAUUAUCUCCAGCCAAAAUGUCAACCAAGAAUUAUACAGAUCUAGUUGAAUAUGUUGACAAGAGUCAUCCUUUCCUCCCCAUCAUUCCAAACACCCAAGGAGGUCAGCUGGAAGACAGACUGAACAACCAGGAGCGUACCAUAGCUUUCCUUCUUGAACAAGCCUUCCGCAUCAAGGAGGACAUCUCUGCUUGCCUGCAGGGAACGCAUGGCUUUCGAAAAGAGGAAUCGCUAGCCAGGAAGUUACUGGAAAGCCACAUCCAGACCAUCACCAGCAUCGUCAAAAAACUCAGCCAAAACAUUGAGAUUUUAGAAGACCAAAUAAGAGCUCGAGAUCAGGCGGCCACAGGAACUAACUUUGCAGUACACGAGAUAAACAUCAAACACCUACAAGGAGUUGGAGAUCUUCGAGGAAGAGUAGCCAGAUGUGAUUCAAGCAUUGUGAAGCUUUCUGGAGACAUUCACUUAUUCAGGCAAGAGUACCGGCAAAUUGAGAAAGCCAUUCAAGAAUUCGUGCCCGCCCUGGAAACUCUUUCCAAGAACUUGGACAUGAAGGUGAUGCAGCUCUUAGGAAAGAUAGAAACUGCCAGUUCUGAGCAAACCUCUAAUUUAAAGAUGGUCCAGGGGGAUUAUCGCCGUGAAAUGAACCUUUUGGAAUUCAAAUUUCAUUCACUUUCAAGUAAUCUGUAUGAAGAAGUUGAGAAUAAUAAAAAAUGGACAGAAAACCAAUUUCUCAAAUAUAGAAAAGAUCACCUGGGCCAUAUAAAUGAAUGUCUGAAGGUCCUACAGGAGAAACUGGAAAAGUCUGAAAAUAAAAUGGAAGAAAAACUGCUGCAGCUUUCAAGCAAAGUGGAGAAUUUCAUUAACACACAGAAACAGGAAACACAACUAAGUAAAGUAAAGCAUACGGAAAAUAAAUUGUCCAAAAGGAUGGAACAAAUGGAAAAGCAGAUCUGGGGUGAAUUAGAGACAAUGCAGAAUGAAUAUCAAUCGGGAUUUAAAUCAAUUCAUGACUCUCUCAGCUCCCUCCAACAAAUACAGAAAACAAAGAUGGAUUUAGAGAAAUAUAAAGUACAGAAAGAUCUAAAGAAAUUACAGCGCAAGAUAGUGGAACUCCAGGAAGUAUAAACCUUUUCAGUCAUCUUCUUUUUCACCAGCCAAUGGAGUGAUUUGUUGGAAAAAGUUCUGAAGAAGAAAGUUACUAUCUCUGGGAUGUUUACUGCUUCUAAUGUCUCCUUUUAAGGAGAUGAAUGUACCAGAAAAAUAAUAAAGCAAAGAAGCUUUG
This is a messenger RNA of Pongo pygmaeus (Bornean orangutan), 1513 nucleotides long. RefSeq names its product family with sequence similarity 81 member B (gene FAM81B). The record is from RefSeq and is a predicted model, not a curated record. Lineage: Eukaryota; Metazoa; Chordata; Mammalia; Primates; Hominidae.